AUGUUGAGGACCGCAAAGCUGGUCGCGGAAGCCGACUUGUCGCUUCCAACCGACUCCUACAUAUACUCUCUGAGGCCAACAAACACGGCCCUUGCAGCCCUGUCGUCUGACGACUCGAUCCGCAUCUUUGACCCCAAGACUCUGCAGCUGCUUCCUGGCGGCGUCAUAAGCCGUGUCCACGAGAGCGUUACCUGUCUGGAGCCGUACAGUGAGGACGGCAAUGUCCUGGCCACCGCCGGCCGAGAUGGCUUGGUCAAGUGCUGGGACCGCCGCACCAAGAAAGCCGUCAUGGAGUUCCGAGUCCCGAAACCACAAGGUCUGUCCGCCCUUGAAGUGAGCUCCGCCCACCAUGCCAUCAUUGCCGGCACUGAGCUCGAAGACCGUGGACCGGGCGACUCCUACAUCUACGCCUGGGACGCGCGCAAUGCCUCGACGCCACGCCUUACCCUUGCCGAGAGCCACACGGAUUCCAUCACCGAGCUCUCGCUGCACCCGGCCAACCCAUCCACCCUCCUCUCAGCCAGCACAGACGGCCUAGUCAGCAUCUUUGACUUGACGCAGACUGACGAGGACGACGCCCUGCGCCAGGUCAUCAACCACCAUUCCGCUGUGCACCAUGCCGGUUUCGCAUCCCCGACCGAUGUCUACGUCUUCGGCACCGACGAGACCCUGGCAUUCUACCAGUACCAGGACUCGGAUGACCCGAGCCCAGAGCUGAACCCCGUCAAGAUCGGGGAUGUGCGGGAGAAGCUGACUUGCGAGUACGUCGUCAACGUCUAUCGGAGCGGGGGUGCGAGCGUCGUUGUUGCUGGGAACCACAGCGAGCAACGAUUGGACCUCCUCCCUCUCCACGGCCCGCCGGAAGGGAAGCCGCUCGCCUACUCGUGCUCGCUGGAGGAUUGCGUUCGUCUCUCGGGCGCUCACGGCGAAGAGAUCGUUCGCGACAUCUUCAUAGACUCGCAGUCAUCGACGAUAUUCACCUGCGGCGAGGACGGCAAAGUCCGCUCGUGGAGUGCUCAGGGCUUUGGCGGCCAGCAGCAUGGCGAAACCGAAGUGGCGGAUGAUAAGAAGUCCAGCAAAGAAAAGAAGCACAAGAAGAAGGACAAGGAAAAGGGCAAGGAUAGAUACAAGCCCUACUAA
Molecule: messenger RNA, 1140 nt
Organism: Diplodia corticola
Lineage: Eukaryota; Fungi; Ascomycota; Dothideomycetes; Botryosphaeriales; Botryosphaeriaceae
Product: wd domain-containing protein
Exons: 4
Coding region: 1-1140 (379 amino acids)
Molecular function (GO): protein binding
Source: RefSeq, a predicted model, not a curated record